Molecule: messenger RNA, 848 nt
Organism: Ectocarpus sp. CCAP 1310/34
Lineage: Eukaryota; Phaeophyceae; Ectocarpales; Ectocarpaceae
Source: the annotation of a GenBank genome assembly
AUGACUUUCCUUCUCCACUCUCUUCGUAUAACGUCUGCGCAGGUCGUGGAUGGCUGGCCAGCCAUGGGGGCGUCACGGAACUGGUCGAAUCCAUCGUAUCUUAAAAAGGUGGCGGGGAGGCGCACGGUUCCUGUUGAGUUGGGUGGAUCAUACACAGGAGAAGGCUGGAGGCAGGAGCUCAUGACCAUCGGUGAUUUCAUCGGUCGCUUCAUCGAAUCGCACUCACAGGAAGAGUCCCCUACUGACAAUAAAGGUUGUUCGGACACAGGGGACCAGGGAGAAGGCUCCUUUCCCGGCGGCGUCGCCAAAAAGACGUCAUUUGGAGAAAAAGGCAAGGAAAAGGCUUACCUAGCACAACAUCAGCUUUUCGAUCAGAUUCCUGCACUGAGGCGGGACAUCAUGACCCCGGACUACUGUGCUCUUCUUCUCGAAGACGAGGAAGACGACGGAGACGCGGAAAGCGUCGCCACAAACGCAUGGUUCGGCCCAGCAGGGACAGUAUCACCGCUUCAUAACGACCCGUUCCACAACCUCCUGGCACAAGUGGUCGGCACCAAACGGGCAAGUGUUUUGCUGGUGGACCGAAAAUUAUCGGCGGCAGUCUACCCCAGGCCAGGCCUGAUGAGCAACACCAGUGAGGUUGAUGCCGCGAACCCUGACUUAUCCAAGUAUCCUCGAUUCAAGGAGAUAAUGCCGCUGAUGGAAUGCGAGCUGAGGAAAGGGGAGGUGUUGUACAUCCCUCCGCUAUUUUGGCACCACAUCGAGUCGCUAGAGACAAGCUUCAGCGUUAGUUUUUGGUGGGGCAAGCGGCGUACGCUGUGAGGCACCCUCCGUCAAAGAUGAUCCCU